UCCAAGCCAUUCCCUCCAAAUCACAUGCAAUCACAAAUUGUUCAGACAAGCACUCGAACCUAGCUUUGUCCUAAUAACAGCCAGAAAAAACUACAAAGAAAUGGCUGCAACACUCUCUCUUUCUGCCUCCCAUCUUCCAGUCUGCAAAUCUCACGGCUUUUCAAAGAACACCCAUCUCCCCAAAGGAACUAACAAAGACAACCCAUCAUCGAAAACAUCCCCAGACAUCAAGUUAACCAAAAGGAACCUGUUGAGUUCAAUGGCUUCGGGUCUCAUCGGAACAGGUCUAGCUAAAGCUGAACCGGAGGCCCCAGCCGACAUCACAUCAAACAGGCUAUCGUAUUCGAGGUUUUUGCACUACUUGGAAGAAGGUGCGGUGAAAAAGGUGGACUUGUUCGAGAAUGGGACAGUGGGCAUUGCCGAGAUAUAUAACCCUGCAACUGAGAAAAUCCAGAGGGUAAGAGUUCAGUUACCUGGAUUGCCGGAAGAAUUGGUGAGGAAAAUGAAGGGCAAAAACGUGGAUUUCUCUGCUCAUCCUAUGGAGACGAACUGGUCGGCUGCUUUACUUGACUUGUUGGGGAAUUUGGCUUUUCCAUUGAUAUUGCUUGGCAGUUUGUUGCUAAGAAGCUCAUCUGGUAACACUCCUGCAGGAGGUCCAAACUUGCCUUUUGGGCUUGGAAGGAGCAAAGCCAAAUUUCAGAUGGAACCCAACACAGGAGUAACGUUUAACGAUGUUGCCGGCAUUGAUGAAGCCAAGCAAGACUUUGAAGAGGUAGUGGAGUUCUUAAAAACCCCAGAAAAAUUUGCUGCAGUGGGUGCCAAAAUUCCCAAAGGAGUGCUUUUAAUUGGACCUCCGGGGACUGGCAAGACAUUGCUGGCUAAGGCCAUUGCAGGUGAAGCUGGGGUUCCUUUCUUCUCACUUUCUGGUUCAGAGUUCAUCGAGAUGUUUGUGGGUGUUGGAGCUUCGAGAGUUAGGGAUCUGUUCAACAAGGCAAAGGCUAACUCGCCAUGUUUGGUGUUCAUCGAUGAGAUUGAUGCUGUUGGGAGACAAAGAGGGACUGGGAUUGGUGGAGGAAAUGAUGAAAGAGAGCAAACUUUGAACCAGUUGUUGACUGAAAUGGAUGGUUUUACUGCUAAUACCGGCGUUAUUGUCCUUGCUGCAACUAAUCGGCCUGAAAUUCUGGAUUCUGCUUUGCUUAGGCCUGGAAGAUUUGAUAGGCAGGUAAGUGUUGGAUUACCGGAUAUACGAGGAAGGGAGGAGAUACUCAAGGUACACAGCAACAACAAGAGACUGGAUAACGAUGUUUCACUCGAUGUAAUCGCCAUGAGAACGCCGGGAUUCAGUGGUGCUGAUUUGGCAAACCUCAUGAACGAAGCCGCCAUUCUUGCUGGUAGAAGAAGCAAAGACAAGAUCACGAUGAAAGAGAUUGACGAUUCGAUCGAUCGAAUCGUCGCGGGAAUGGAAGGAACACAGAUGACAGAUGGGAAAAGCAAGAUCCUCGUGGCGUACCAUGAAGUUGGCCAUGCUCUAUGCGCGACAUUGACACCGGGUCAUGAUCCAGUUUAGAAGGUGACUCUGAUCCCCAGAGGCCAAGCUCGAGGGCUAACAUGGUUCAUACCAGUUGAAGAUUCAGAUCUUAUUUCGAAACAACAACUCUUUGCUAGAAUCGUUGGGGGGCUUGGCGGUCGAGCAGCCGAAGAGGUCAUCUUUGGUGAACCAGAGAUCACUACUGGUGCAGCAGGGGACCUGCAACAAACAACCCAAAUAGCCAGACAGAUGGUAACAAGGUUCGGCAUGUCAGAAAUCGGACCAUGGACGUUAAUUGAUCCUUCGGUACAGAGUAGCGACGUUGUGUUAAGGAUGCUUGCAAGGAAUUCCAUGUCGGAAAAGCUCGCCGAAGACAUUGAUUCAUCGGUUAAGAAAAUAACUGAAACUGCAUAUGAGAUUGCAAAGAACCAUAUAAGGAACAACCGUGAGGCCGUUGACAAGCUAGUAGAAGUUUUGCUGGAGAAAGAGACUCUUACAGGAGAUGAGUUCAGAGCAAUCCUGUCGGAAUUUGUUGAUGAACCUGUAAUUAAAAUAGACAGAACUCCCGUUCGUGAGAUCAUCAAUUCUUGAGUCACUGUAUAAAACGUACAUAAUUUAGGCAUUAUUCUAUAUAUAAUACAUAUAUUUCUUACA
This is a messenger RNA of Hibiscus syriacus, 2182 nucleotides long. RefSeq names its product ATP-dependent zinc metalloprotease FTSH 6, chloroplastic. Gene Ontology annotation, cellular component: membrane; chloroplast thylakoid. The record is from RefSeq and is a predicted model, not a curated record. The coding region runs from base 101 to 1567 and encodes 488 amino acids. Gene Ontology annotation, biological process: proteolysis. Gene Ontology annotation, molecular function: zinc ion binding; metalloendopeptidase activity; ATP hydrolysis activity. Lineage: Eukaryota; Viridiplantae; Streptophyta; Magnoliopsida; Malvales; Malvaceae. The transcript is spliced from 4 exons.